Molecule: messenger RNA, 490 nt
Organism: Drosophila hydei
Lineage: Eukaryota; Metazoa; Arthropoda; Insecta; Diptera; Drosophilidae
Exons: 2
Coding region: 11-319 (102 amino acids)
Source: RefSeq, a predicted model, not a curated record
CAGUAACGUCAUGUCUGUUUGGUUAAUCGUUCUGUUUCCCUCACUUUUCGGCUGUUUCAAUCCUGUGCUCAGCUCUCCACAAAAUGAUCCCUAUGAAGUUGCGGGCGUGCAUUGUGCCGUCAAUGAGGAGGUCAGCUGCAUGAUGGUCCAGUGUGCGGCCGGUCGUUACUGUCCGGCAGAAAAUUACUGCUACAAUCCAGUUUGCGUCUGUCGCUUCGGCUAUCGCAAAGUCCGUGGCACCUGUGUGAAGAAACAUCCCAGUCCCAAGCUCAGUGCGGACAAAUUGAAUUCAGUUUUACUCCAAACGUACUUUGGUUAGCAUUAAAACUUUGUUCUUCGUCAAAUUGAUGCUAAGAUAAGGCACACAUAGAUCAUAGAUAAAAGAUACAAUUGAUAAACGUAAAAGUGAACGAAGUUUGGACUUCUCAGUUGGAACUUCUUUCUCAUCUUGAGCUGUGGCUAAGCCAACUGAUUUUCUAUAUUAACAAAU